Messenger RNA from Caenorhabditis elegans, 3431 nucleotides. The record is from the annotation of a RefSeq genome assembly. NCBI's taxonomy places the organism in Eukaryota, Metazoa, Nematoda, Chromadorea, Rhabditida, Rhabditidae.
AUCACAAUGGACAAUGAUUUUCUGUCAAGAGAAACCAAGCACUCAAAACGUACACUUAUGCUUGCCGCAAUUGACUAUAUUCCCUAAGAGCUAGUGAAGUGCCUAGACUUGCCUGGUUUAGAGGAUAUAAGCGAAAAUAAUAAUUAUUCCAAUGAGGAAAUGUUGAAGGAGUUUUUGGAUUCUGAUAGCCGAUUAAGAAUUUAUGGAAGUGCCGAUGUUUUUCUGAAUUUACUGGAAGAACACAUGCGCUUCACGUCUUGUCGCAAGAAGUUCGGGAUACAAAGGAUCGAUGUGUUAUGUGCUCCAAUUCCGAUGUCACCCAACUUGAAAGGAGAAAAGUAUUCUACCAAGCAAGAUAUGUUCGAACAUAUUCAGUACUAUCUAAUGGAAGAAUUCAAAGCGAGGGGUUUUCCAAUGGACAACGUUGUGAUUUCAUUGGCAUUCCUUAAUAUCAGAGCAGAGCGUCUUAGUGGUUGUAUGGAGUUUGUCAGCAAUGCCCGAGAGGUUUUGAAUUCCAUUGAAAGUGAAAUUGAUCAGUUUCUUGACGAAACUCUGGGUUUCUUGAUAACCGAUUCGGUCCCAAAAAAAUAUGAAUUACCAUCAAGAAAUCCAAGUUUGGAUAAACUCUACAAACAAUGGAAAUCGUUUUUCUCGGAUUGGAAACCGGACGAACUUCAAGUCAUUCGAUUUUUUCUAGGAGACCGUUUUAGUCAUCUUCAUCCACAAAAAUAUUCGAAACUGUAUGGGGAUAUACUAUUCGUCAAUUAUUACCUCACAAAUAAGUAUCGUGAACUUAUUGACAGUCGCCCGGAAGUUUUUCUCCCUUAUAAUGAAACGACUCGUCACAAAAAGCCGAUUACAGUAAGAGUGAUAUUAUACGAAAGGAAAAAGUUUGUGCAAGGCAAUCAACCAGGCUUAUCCUGACCGAGUUCCAAUUGAUUAUGUGGAUGAUGUUGAAGGAAUUCUUUAUGCAAUGAAUUUUGAAGAUGUAUUCAGAGAGUUUGGUGAGCUCUGGUAUGAUAUUGAGUUUGUUCUAACCACAGUCAUAAAAACAAAAAACGUCACCCCUAUUUUAACACUUUCCGGAGAAUUUUGCGUACCAGGCAUACACGCGUUGUACAACAUCUUUCAUAUAAUGAUCAGUGUUUUGAGAAUUUUCCAAAAGGUUAAACAUGACACGUGGCAUCUUGUGACUGACUAUGUGAAUAUCCUCGAAACACGGUUAAAACCAUUUGAGAGAACCCCCUGCUUCAUCACAAACACUGCGCUUGAAACGAUCAUACAGGAACUAUGUGAAUAUUGGAGAAUGUUGGAAAAUGUUCCAUGCAAAGAUAUCAGAAGUAUCGAAGGAGCUAGAUUCACUGAAAACGAUUGGAAAAAUGAGUUGAUUCGUAUUGGAUUGUCUGAUAUUUUCCCAGAAUUGGUGGAAUUCUUUGAUGCAGGAUAUCAAGUACUUUUGAACAUCGCACAAAAUGGAGACACCCUAAAAACGUCGGAUUUGAUUUGUCAUUUAGAAUCAACUCAAGCAUUUUGCUUUUCGAGUCGGUUCAAAUUUCUCGAAGUCGCUUCGGACAUUCAACAAGGAAUUUACCCAAAAUUUAGAAACUCAGUCAACGUUUUCAUAGGAAUUGCAUCCAAAUCGGAAAGUUUGCUCCCACAUCUUAAAGCUAGAAGCCGUUAUGAAGGUAUACUGUCGGCAAUGCAAGUUGACAAGCAAUUAGUACCACCCCCUAUUCAAAUAUGUCACAAGUUAAUAAUUGAUGCCGAGACUGUUUCUAACCCAACUCCUGUUCCUCAACAAUUGGAAAAGAAAACAGAAAAUUGUUCCGAGUGCAGUGACGUCAGAAUGGAAAUGUAUACAGUAAAAGAUGUAUUGCAAAAUGUUCAGAAGCAAUUGAAAAACAUGCAACAAAAUUCUGAACAAUUUGAGACAAAGUUGGUAGCUUCUGAUAAUAAGACCAAAAACUUUGAAAAACAGUUGGAAGAUGAACGAAGAAAGAAUAACAAACAUCUGGAAUCUUCAAGAAAAACUUUGAUUUCAAAAAAUGAACAACUUGAGGCAUUGAAAAGACGUGCAACUGCAUUAUCAAACUGUCAAGCUGAGAAUCAGACUUUAAAGUUCAAAAUUGCCGAACAUCAUGAUCUUGAGAAACAGUUGAACAUUUCCAACAAAGAUGUGACACAGGCACGGGACCAGCUUUCAGGCCAGAUAUCUGAACUUGAAAUUCAAUUGAAAAGUGAGCUGAAAAAUGUUGAGCAUCUUAAUAAGGAACAUAAGAAGGCGAUUGAUUUGGCAAAUGAAAUCUCUAAAUUGAAGACCGAAAUUGAAAGAGAAACAUCGAUUUCAAAGCAAUUGGAAAAAGAAAUUUCUCAGUUGAGAACUGAAACAGAUGAGAUGAAUAUUGUUAUAACACAGAGUUUGGAGAUGGAGAAUUUACAACUUCGAGAUGUCACAAAAAAAUUUGAAACAGAGAAUGCCAGUCUCCUCAAAACAAAUCAACAGUUAUCUAUUCAAAAUGAAGAACAAAAACGAUUAAUACAAGUGCUUCUUGAGAAACAGCAAACUGCUCCAUCGUCAUCUGAUUUUCCGGUGCCAUCAACUCAGAUGACAGACAAUGAAGAAAAUUCUAGACAGCAACUCUGGAAGUACCAAAAAAUCAAGGACUCAUUCAGAGAUGGCAUGAAAUUGAGAAAGGCUGAAGCAAUGGUUAAGAAGUUAACUUCUCUGGAUAGAGAUCUAGGAGUUCAUCAAAUGGCACACCGUGAGCUGGAAAACUUCAAGAAACUGACAAGUUAUUAUUUGCAAGCAAUUGAAAUGAAUAUCCCCAAAAUCAAAAAUAAUGGAUCAUCAGAUCUAGAACAACUUCCAGAAGCUCCUAAAUUCUCGAACGAGUUCAUGAGAUUCUACAGAAAUGCGACGGGAAAACAACCUUUGACGUCUUCAAGUUCUUCAUCUGCAAACCCUCGUUCCACACAUAUUGAAGGUUCUUCGAUUUCUACAAUGCCAUCAACUUCAUCUCGCGGAAAUGUUCAACACCACUCUGGAUCUGCUGUUAGAGGACAAUCAAUUACUCCCACUGGAUUAUCUCAAGUUCCAAUGAGUCCGAGAAAACUGUUUAGUCAGCCAGAUAUAGUUACGGCUUCUGUCCCAUCAACUGAGUUGGAUGAUACAGAAUGUGCAAUCUGUUUGGAUGAAAUGACCAACUUUAAGGAAACUAUCAAAUGUGAAUGUAGACGCCGUUUCCAUCUGAAAUGUGCAACUAAAUGGCUUAAUGAAAAGAGAGAAUGUCCAACUUGCCGUAAAUUGCUUCUCAACCCUGCCGACUAUCCACCAUUAAAUUAAAUGUAUAAUACGAUUUUGUUUUUUUUUUUCGGUUCUGUUUUAUAUUUCUGUAAGGGAUAUUCCUAUAUGAAGUUAUUUUUAAUAUUGA